Messenger RNA from Ophidiomyces ophidiicola, 1479 nucleotides. RefSeq lists its product as uncharacterized. The transcript is spliced from 2 exons. Gene Ontology annotation, molecular function: hydrolase activity. The record is from RefSeq and is a predicted model, not a curated record. NCBI's taxonomy places the organism in Eukaryota, Fungi, Ascomycota, Eurotiomycetes, Onygenales, Onygenaceae. The coding region runs from base 1 to 1479 and encodes 492 amino acids.
AUGGGUCGCAAAAUUACCCUUAACCUCAUCCAUCAGCUUGUUCAGCGACUGCCUAUGGUCUUAAAAACCGCAGUUCUGAAUAUCCUUCGCCUCUCGCCAACAGAAGGGAAACAAGAUCUUCGACUAGAAGUCAUUGUUGGUGUUAUUCGUUCGUUUUUCAACUUCAGUGUCUCGUCACUUCGUAUGCAAAGAGGGAGCUUGCGCGAUCCUGGGAAAAAAGGAUACAUGUGGAUAUCAGCCGUCGAAACGCCAAAACCUCCUGAAGAUGACGUGCUUCACGCCCUACAAAAGGCAAUCAAAUAUCAUAUGGAAGGGUCAGAAACAUACGAUGUUCCAGAGGUGCGAGCUGUGCAGGCAGAAUGGACGGGGUUCAGAAAGGGUGCCAAUGCAAAAACCCCGCAGCCGGAUAUUUCGGAGCAGGCAAAAUAUGAGAGAUUAAUGGAAGAUGUGGAUCAAGAUAUUACGAUACUUUACUUCCACGGAGGUGCCUAUCACCUGAUGGACCCAUGCUCGCAUCGUGAAGUAACUACCAAGCUGGCGGAACUUACUGGAAGCCGUUGCUUUUCUGUCCGGUACAGAUUAGCUCCUCAGAACCCAUUUCCAGCCGCUCUAUUGGAUGCCUUGGUUGCCUACUUAUCUCUUCUUUCCCCUCCUGAAGGUGCUAUCCACAUGCCGGUUCCUGCAAAUAAGAUCGUCAUCUCAGGUGACUCUGCAGGUGCGGGCCUCUCUCUCGCCCUUCUGCAGACACUUUUGACUCUCCGUCGGAUAAAUCCCACGUACACUGUUCGCUUCCAUGGCAAAGAUGUCCCUGUCGAACUUCCCGCCGGUGUUGCGCUCUCGAGCCCAUUUUGCGACGUGACACGUUCUCUACCAUCAUCAUUCCGGAACGCAAAAUUUGACUAUAUCAUCCCUCCUCCACAGGAGCCUGGGGAACUUUAUACGCCGUAUCCGUUCCCACCAGACUCCACUUGGCCUUCAAGUCCACCACGUGUCGAAUUCUACGCCAACGCUAACAUGCUCGCUCACCCAUUUGUCUCACCUCUUACUGCUCCCAAAGAUCUCUUUACAGAAACUCCUCCAGUCUUUAUCACUCUAGGAGAGGAGGCUCUCGAGGAUGACGGUAUCUAUAUGGCUCGUAACAUUCAUCGUGCUGGCGGUACCGUUGUUCUGGAGCGUUUUGAGGCUAAACCACAUUGCUUCGCACUUAUCUUGCCGGAUUCGAAAGCUGGAAAGCGUUGCUACCAAAGCUGGGCCGAAUUCUGUACAUAUGCAGCACAAGGCCAGGUGCAAAAGACAGGCAAGGCUUUGUUCCUGGAUCACACCACUGAUCAUGUAGAAAGGAAGGAUCUGGCUACUUUGGGUGAGCUGACUGAGGAGGAAGUACAGAGUAGGUUGGUGGAAGGAAAGAACUGGAGGGUGGAGGGCGAAAAUCAGUUGGUCCUGCAGUGGAAACAGGGACUGGACAGGGCUAAGAUUUAA